UCAACAAGUGAUCUACAUGUAUAUCGUGUAUUUUGUGUUUGUCUUUUAGAAUCGCAGGCUCCAAAUUUUACAUCAACACCUUCGAGCCCAUUGCAAGUGGUGGAGGGUGGGAAUGUGACUUUGCAAUGGACGUACAACACUGGAGGAAGUGCAUUUCAAGAAGCCGAGUUUGAGUCACAAGGGUUCCCUUUCAUUGUUAGGAAAACUAGCGGAGUCUCCAUAAAUAUCCUUUUAUCCUUCGUUGGACGAUUGACAGCAGAUAUAACGGAAACAAAUGCUUCCAUCACGUUCCUUGCAGUUGACAGGGGCGACAGUAGAGUCUAUGAUUUUUCUCUCCUCAAUCAAGACAAUCAGUUUACUGUGGAAUCGUUUACUAUGGAUGUACAGUGUAAGUCGACAUUUUUAAGUAGUAUCCUUUUUGUGUUUGUCACGGUGGUUUAUCACUUUCAGAAACUGUUAGAAACCCUGCUAAUGCAUAUCAGAGUGCCCGAAAGCUUCUUUCAUCUAGCGAUAAUGGAUUACUUUUCCGGUUUGAAAGAGAUGUGGUGAAAUCACAUGGAUUGUUAAAAAGGGAAAAAAGCCUUGGGUGCGUGAGUCAUCGCCAACUGAACAAAUACACAAACCGCUAUUCAAAAAGUUCAACCACAUUCAGCAUUUUCUUCAUAUUUCUUGCUAGCAUUCCUUUUUAAAACAGCGGUACAUAAAGCCAUCGUGGGUUUUUACGUCAACAUCAAUUUUCAGUUUACUACAAAGUAUUUUCGGGAUCCAUUGCCUAGAAACAGCAAUUAGUUUGCCGAGGUUUCCCAAAUGAAUUAAGGCCAUGCAUACGUCAUUAAAUUAACUUGAAAAAAAGUACUUGGAAAUAUCCAGAACGGGCUUUGAAAUGAUUUCUAAUUUCAAGCCUUUCCUUCGCCAGAAGCGAUUGGUGAUGAAUGAAUAAACUAAGAAGGCUUACAAUGUAAACAACGUGAGCCUCCAUGCAUAUAAUCUUGCCUUUUUAGCUACAAAAGCGAACAUCUAUGUUUGUCCAUGAAACGAUGGAUAUUGAUAACUUAAUUAGCGGACUUGUUCACGCGAAAUCAGUGGAUAGACUGAAAAAAAGACGGCGGAUCUCUUAGAUGUGUAAAACCGUCAUUAAAUAUUCUAUCAAGAUCGAAAACACUCACUUUUAUUUGAAUUUGCAUUUUUACCCAUUUUGCAUGGAUGAUUAGUGUUGAAGUUAAUUCUUCAUCGUGCCAUUUUUGUUUAUUUAUCAGAAACAUAUGAUUGAACGUUAAGGGGUUAAGGAUGUGUUGAAUGUGAAACAAGUAAGAUUAAAUAUUUGUCAGUGUUAUUAGCACGUGUAUAUUGCUUUUGAUGAUUUGCAAAGGAACCCUGGAUCUUAUAUUUGCUGGAAGCUCAUCCUCGUUAAUGAGCAUUUUUGUUAUAAAUUAUUGAUAUUGCUCAGGGAAUGUUUGUCAUGGCUUUUAAUAGUUAUGAUACCAAUUCUGUUUGCACCGUCAUUGUUACAAACGUCAUACUAGAUUCCUUGUAUUUGUUUUAUGCUGUGCACCUUCCCACGAUUUUUCUAGUUAAAUUUAAUUCCACAAAGGAAUUGGUUCAUUUUUGCUAAUUUGUCUUCAUUCCAUGUAUGCAGUGAAGGAUGACAGAUUUUGUUUAAGACUAUAAAUGCAUUUUGUAGAGGCAAAAUUAUUCAAUAAAAUGAUUAUUAGAACUAAAAGCCAUAAAAUUAAUAGAGAAUGUUUGGGCUGGUUUUGAUAAUAUCAUUAGAGCUUUCUUUAUCUCUUACUUUGACAGUACAAAAAUGGGAUUUUGCUGCUAAGUCAUACUUCAUCUAUUCGCCUUUUUUGUUUAUGCAUGCACUCGUUCCUUGAUAUUGUGGUGUAAAUAUUAUAUUUUACACUAAAGCUAAAAGCUAAGAAUAUUUUAGCUAUCAAGUUUUGGCUUUUAGAAAGCAAUAGUUACUUAUUUAAUGUAUUACUUAUCCUGCAGUUAUGACUGUUGUCUAAUUUCUCCUCACAAAAUCAACCCUGCUUCAUUAAUUAAUGGCAAAGUUACAAAAUUAACCAAAAAUAAAAUGUUUUAAUUUUAAAACAAUAAAAUCAAUAAGAUUUAUGAUUAUUCUGAUCAAGAGCAUAAAAAAAAAACAAGAGAAAUCUGUUUGUGAAUUGUGGAGUAUACUCUAAAAUUAUAAACUGUGCAAACACCUCAAUUAAAAAAUAAUAAUUAGUGGUUGAUUGCAGACAGAGUGCUGUGGAUGUUUCUAGAAAGCAAGAAUUCUAUGCUUUUGUGUUAACAAAAAUUACUGGCAAUUGAAUAGCAUCAUUUCUGGGUCAAUAAUCUUCCUUUGCAAGAGGUCAAUGAAAGCAUAUUAUUAAUAACAAAAUGCCAAUAAUUUUAAAAGGUUCAUUAUGCUGAUAAAUCAUCAAAACAUAUAAAAAGUCUACAAGUCUUGAUUUCUCAUACAUGUUAUAGUCCAAUGUUUUUUUACAAGACACUUCUUAAUUUUUUUUGAUGAAGCAGAUUUGUAGUGGUCCAUUGGUAUAAAAAAUUCAAACCAGCUUUGUAAUGUCUUAUUACCAUUACAAUCCACAAAUAUCAUGCUGAGUUUAAUUUUUUUAACCAAAAAAAGAACAAUUUGAACGACAACAUGUGCAAAAGAAUUUAAUAAAUAAUCAAGUUAGUUGUUGGUACAAUCUAUUCCCAAAAUAGACCAAUAUAGAAGCCACCUACAUGAAUAUGUAGAUGUAAAAUCUACUAGGGUUAGCUUUUUGCUAUCACUCUCAUUCUGGUAACAAAGGUGGAAUAUUGUUUUUUAUCCAAGUACCUGUAGGUGGAGAACAAAUUAAUUUUAACCCACAACAAAAAUAGUCAUCCAAUGAGCCUAAAACUAUUCAAAUGAAAUCCUUCUGAAUAUAGACAGUGUAAAAAUGCUGAUUACUGAAUCUUUAGUGGCAUAAUAGCCUUUGAUAGCCUAAGUCAGUGAAUUGGUAUGCUCCAGUGAUUUUGUUACCCCUGCAUCCCUGACAGGUAAAAAUUCUCAAAGAUGCAGAAAAAUUGACGUCUUGCACCCUUUGGGAUGCAACGAUUGAUUGCUUGAUUUAAAAAAUGCUUUUGAAGAAAUUAUGCUCUCCGGCCAUGUUUAGUUUACUGUUGGAGUGGUUACUCAUUAUCUUUGCCAGAAAGUUUCACUUGAGAGAAACACGCGUGAUCAGAUAAUGAGUGAAAGAAGGUCCAAAUGCGCGGGAUUAAAGUGCGUUCUGUGCAUUCCAUUCAUCCUUAGUACGAAGUCCAUGCAUAACCCGUUCGUGAUACACCCAUUUGAGCAAUUGUACCCCACUUGGGAUACAUUACAGCACAUGAUCGAAGCAUGGUGGAAGUUAGUGGCACGACAGAAGACGGGAAAAACCCUGCCAGUUUUCUUUUUCAUUAAUGAACACAACAACACAAACCUGAAACCUCAAGCUAGAAAGAGCAACGAUUUUGAAAGUUAUCCAGACGAGAAACAGCAGCUAAAUAUAACUAGUGGAGGAAAAAGAUGCAGAUAAUAUGAGGAAAAUUUGUACUUUGUCCGAGUUCAUUAAGAAUUAUAACAGAUAUGAGCCAAGUACCGAGUAGACUGUUUUGAUUCGCUCCGGUUAUUCUUCAGUUACCAUUGAAGUGAAAGUCUAGAAAUAAUAACAAAACACUUAAUGUCAGGUCCCUCAGGAAACAGUUAGUUCUGUUUUCCCUUGAGUACUGAUGUUUUCCGAGACAAAGUCUCUUUAAUAUACUUGUUCCACAGACAAGACUUAGUCAUGUCAGAGGUUUACAUGUUCGAACUAAAUAUUUUCUUCCUGUCUUGAACAAUGGGACGUAGGUUUUGGCCCACCCUGUAAAUGAUUUACAUGUAUAUGUUGUCCAAAAAUAAAGAUUAAAAGAACACAAGCAAACAAACAUACAAAAAGUGAUUGAACAAAUCUCCAGGAAAUGUUAUCCACAUCAGCUUUCAGGUUUUACAGAUAUCACCCUCCUUGAUCAACAUGAUAAAAGAAAAAUUCAUUUCUUAUUCUAAAAUUAAUACAAAAAUAGUAAUUUAUUGUUAUAGUCUGCCUCAUUCAUUAAUUGUGUAUUAUUUGUUAACUCUUUUCAUAUCAAGGUGUCCCUGUCUAUCUCUUCUCUUUUCAGUCAAACCAGAGGAUGUGCAGUUAACAACAAAUGCCUCUGCUAAUAAAGCAUGUCCGAAUGAUGUUGUGUCCUUCGACUGCUCAGCUGCUAAUGCAAACCCACCUGCAAUGUAUCACUUUUUUGAGAAUGAUGUUCUGUUUGGUAGUAGCAGCUCAGGAAUGCUCAGCAAAAUGGUGAUGAACAGUGGUAAUUUAACAUACAAAUGUGUGGCAAACAAUACUGCAGGAACAACAAGCAGCCAGAAUGUUUCCAUUACUGUUAAUGGUAAGUCUAAUCAUGAUCAUGAAAACAUAGGCUGUGUUCUGUUUUCUUUCCCGUUUGUUUGUAUAAAGUUGUUUGUUUCUUUGUCAGUUCCCUUCUUGUUGCAGUGUGCGUGUAUCAUUAUUCUUCCUGACAUUUUUUAAGUACACUGUAGACUGUCUGAUGCAUAAAAAAUUACAUUUAAGGUCAAUUUUGCAGUCUUAUAAUUUGUUCAGUGUUGUUCUGUGCAUUCAGUGAAUGUUUUCACCUAGACUCAGUAAUAUUACACUACUAAACAGAAUGUUGUUUUGGCAAGGUGUUAAAAUAAGAGUCAUCAGUACAUUUUUAGAGGGUCAUUUCAGCCUUGUUGUAACAGGCAUUUUGUAGCUUCUCCAACCAAUCUUGCGCUGUUUUGAUUUCUUCUCCUCCUGUUUCCCCUAUAUCCUCCACUGCCCAUCAGUGUGAUGGGUGCCUGGAUGCCUUGCAUGGGCCUAAGAUCAUGACUGAAUUGCAGGGAUUUUCGGCCUUGUAGACAUCGAUUCUAGAGUCUUACUUAACUAGAUUGGAAGCCUGGACAUCUCAAGUGCCCCCAAAAUAAAACAGCCCUUAUGUAUAUGUAGCAGAGCAGUGGUCAAUACUGCCAACUCUACUUAUUAAUUUUGAUUGCAAAGAAGUUGUUAAGAGAUAAUUUCACUGGGUUUUUUUGUUUGUUUGUUAGUAAAUUAGAUAACAACAGAACAUGGUCUGGUAGGCAGUGAAAUUUACACUGUAGUUAUGUGGUAAACAUUGCUUUUCGUUGGUAGUAAAUAUGCUGAGUCUUCCAUGACAAGUGGUAUCUUGAGAUCCCAUAAUUUAAUAUUAUGUUGGGUUGCAGAUAAUCCCCUGCUUCUGAGUUCCUUUUCACAGCCUUGUCACUUAACUACCAGUUUGUAAUCACAGAUCUGAAAUAGUGAACACAGCUUUUUUAUGAUGAUAAGUCAUACACACUGUGCUUACUGGUGUUUUUAAAAAAGAGAGAGUUAAUAAAAGCAUUAAAUCUUUAAUGUCACUUGAUUGCAGUGCCUUCAUCCAUCCAGUCAAUCGGAGAUCAGUUUAUUAUUGAAAGUCACAACACAAGCCUGUUUUGUAAUGUAUCUGGGACCCCUCAGCCGACGGUGUUUUGGAUUAAUGUUGCCAGUGGUCAGCGGACUAACAGCAGUGUACUGGAGUUUACCAACAUUAACAGAAGUGAAGCUGGAGAAUACAGAUGUGAAGCUAGCAAUGAGUGUGGGAGUGUAGUAGAGGUUGCAAACGUUACUGUGCAGUGUGAGUAGAUGUUUCAUGAGACAUCACAUAGGUCUAUCUGUGCAAUUACAUUACAAGCUGGAAAUUUUCUCACUCUGAAAAAAUCCUUAACAGCUAUGUUUCAACAAAAGUCAAUAGUGAUGCUAUACUGACACUGUAUGAUAAUCCCAACAUUUUACAAUGUAAGGAAAGGCAAUACUUUUUAUACAGAUACCAUGAUAAUAAAUUGUUAUACUACAAAAUCCUCAUUUGUGUAAUUAACAGUUGAAAUUCAAAGGAAUACUGAAGAAUACAAAAUUUAUCGUAUGCUGUACUGUACACUGAAUGCCACAUUUUAUGUGCCAUUUUAGUUAUUGUUAAGUUAAGAUAGAUUGCCUUGCAUUGAUAUUAGUCUUAUUUGCUUUAAUAAAAAUAAUGUUGUAUGUUCAGCUAAUGAAACUGAAAUUUGACCACAUGCGGAAGUAAGUACAGUAUUUCAAGUCCUACAGGUGAAUCUUACAAGUAUGGAGGUUAAAUCUACUGUGUUUUGAAGUGUUGAAGCAGAAUGAAUGUUUUUGGAAGAGUUUUUACUACCUUUACAAAUAGCCCACUUCUGUCUGUACCCUGAGACGCUUUUUUUCUUAAAAUAAUACUUUUCAUAUGGGUUUUUACUCCAUUUUAGAUCCACCAGAAAAUGUCCAAUUGAUGACAAACGCCACUGCAAGUAAAGCCUGUCAGAAUGAUGUUGUCAGCUUCAUGUGCUCAGCUGAUGCUGUUCCAUCUGCAAUGUCAUUCCAGUUGUUCAAAGAUAACGUUCCCAUGGAGACAAGUGACUCAGGAAUGUGGACAAAACCCCUAUCAGAAGGUGGUGUGUUUGCCUACAAAUGUGUAGCUAACAAUUCCAUUGGAUCAACAAGCAGCGCAACUGUUUCCAUUACUGUUAAUGGUAAGUGA
Molecule: messenger RNA, 6624 nt
Organism: Porites lobata
Lineage: Eukaryota; Metazoa; Cnidaria; Anthozoa; Scleractinia; Poritidae
Source: the annotation of a GenBank genome assembly